AUGUUUACUAGUAGCGAUGAUUCCGAUGUACAAGAUAAGAAGGAGGUGUUCAGUAUGUUUGCAAAAUAGCACGAGUCGACCAAAAGGAGGUUCAGUACAGCUAGAAUGACCUUACAAUAUUCUUCUUACUCUUAUGAUCCUGAUAGUGAUAGUAGUAGCAGUAAGAGUGAACCACCUAGUAAUAAAAGUCCUUCAAAUGAGCAUUCACAUUAGUUCAGUGAAUAUUAAUAAAUCAAAGAAUUAUUCUCUGAUAAUCAAAAUAAUAAGCUUAAAAUGUUAGGAGAAAGAUUGAAUGCAAAAAUCUCAUAAUUAUAGAAUUUGAAUUCAAAUAAGAAAAGUAAAAGACUCGUCAUCGGCAAUAGAUUUUCCCCAAAGAAUGAAUCAAAACUGCAUUAACAUCAGUUUAGAAAACAACUAAAUUUAAGCCUUGAUGAGAUGGAAUUAGCUUCAGACCAUGAAGAUUAGAGUCAGGGAUCUGUUCUGAUGAUAGAUACCAAUACAUAUAGGAAGUAAUUGGAUAGCGAUAUUGAACUUUAGGACUAAAAAUAAGAAGUAAGACUGACUGAUAAAAAAGUGAAAAAGUUUAAAACUCAAUCUGAGAGACUGAAAAUGGAUGUAGUCUAUAAAUUUCUGUUCAGAAAAAUAAAAAAAGUGAUUUUAAAAAGCUUUUAUGAUUCUUGCAAGUUAGGCUAAUCCUCCUCACGCAAGCAAAAAUAAAAUAUAAGAAAAGAUAAAACAACAAAGUUAAAAGAAUAAAUGAUCAAAUUUUUGGAACAGUCAUGGAUCUAAGAGCCAACAAAAGAUGUUUUGUGCUGUUUGGGUUUAAUGCUAUAUCCAAACUUUAACACGAAAAACUUUAAGUUCUUGUCAGAAGCAGGCCUCUACCCUGGAAUGGAGUUGAAGGAAGAAGUUUGCAUCGCAUUCAGCAAGAUAUAUAGAGAAAAUAACAAAAAAAUAAGAGACACUCUUUUUAACCACAAAUUCUUCAGGGAAUUUGUUUGGCCUCUAUUUAUCAAGGAAGUUCCAUCCUUUGAUGAUGUAAUUAAUGCUGGUGAAUAUAAGAAGUAUAAGAAUUCAGUAGACCAUAUGUUUUAUUAAUUGGACAAGGUAUAUGAUCUAGUCUUUCCAUUCAAACCAAAUUUCUUUAAGGAGGUGAUGGUGGAGUAGAAGUAAGAUAACCCUGAGGAGGGAUAAAUUGGAAUGGAAAAUUGA
Molecule: messenger RNA, 1212 nt
Organism: Stylonychia lemnae
Lineage: Eukaryota; Ciliophora; Spirotrichea; Sporadotrichida; Oxytrichidae
Source: the annotation of a GenBank genome assembly